Eruca vesicaria subsp. sativa (arugula) is the source of this 471-nucleotide messenger RNA. The record is from the annotation of a GenBank genome assembly. Lineage: Eukaryota; Viridiplantae; Streptophyta; Magnoliopsida; Brassicales; Brassicaceae.
AUGGAUAAGGAGGAGUUGAUGGAUGGAGACGAUCUUUUGCUUGAGGAGGAAAAGGAAGCUCGGGCUCCGGCAACCGGGGAUGAAAGAGACCCCCUCCUGGUGGUUAGGAAGCCCGAAGUCGGAACUCCCAAAGGCUUCAAGCUCUGGACUUCCAAUAACGGAGAAGCCACCGCGCUCCGGUCGCUCGUCACCGGUGGAGAAUGCUCGAUUGAAGACGAAGAAGAAAGGAUCUUCAGGCCAUCUUGCUGCGAGCCUGUCGAUGAAGAAAAGGAAUUUUAUUUUGGGCCGGGCCUCGCCAAAGUCUUCAGCUCCCAACAAGGCCUCUCCAAAGAUCUCUGCUGGGCCAUCCAAAGCUGGGCCAAAAAUAUCAGCUUCAUCAUCUGCUGGGAGCCCAUCUCCUUUUACAGAUUUGGAGUUAACAAAAAACCCUCUAAGGAACAAACACACUUCAGCAAAGGUGGGAAGCACUAA